CACUUUAGAGUCUGUGAUUAGCCAAUGGAACGACUAUCUAGAGAGGAAAAACCAGUUGGAGCAGUGGAUGGAAUCAGUGGAUCAAACAGUGGAACAUCCCUUACAAGUGCAGCCAGGUCUGAAAGAGAAGUUUUCCCUGUUGGACCACUUUCAGUCUAUUGUGUCUGAGGCAGAAGAUCAUGCCGGAGCCCUUCACCUCCUAACUGCAAAGUCCAGGGAGCUCUAUGAGAAGACUGGGGACGAGUCUUUCAAGGAAAUAGUUCAAGAGGAGCUGAAGACACAGUUUAAUGAUAUAACAACUGUUGCCAAGGAGAAAAUGAGGAAAGCAGAAGAGAUUGUGAAAGACCAUCUAAUGUACUUAGAUGCAGUCCAGGAAUUCACAGAUUGGCUCCAUUCAGCAAAGGAAGAACUUCACCGGUGGUCAGAUAUGUCUGGAGACUCAUCAGCCAUGCAGAAAAAGUUGUUGAAAAUUAAG
This is a messenger RNA of Galeopterus variegatus (Sunda flying lemur), 475 nucleotides long. Its product is annotated as nesprin-1-like. The record is from RefSeq and is a predicted model, not a curated record. The annotation marks the transcript as partial. Lineage: Eukaryota; Metazoa; Chordata; Mammalia; Dermoptera; Cynocephalidae. The transcript is spliced from 2 exons.